AUGGAGGUAAAGGACGGUGCAGUUCUUGCUCACCGGGCAGAGACCUGUUUCCUCCAUCAAACCGGAGCUCAAACUGGAAACUCGGAAAUCAGGAAAUAUGUGCUUCGUGCGCUCAAUCUUGCUCCACCACAAGAGAAGUGCAAUUGGGGUUUUACUGAGCCGUCCAUCAAGCUAGAGGACCUAGCUCACGCCGCUCGUCACCUUUCUCGCAAGUACGAAGUCCCGAACUCGGUUUGGGGUGUAUUACUGGAGCCAUGGUCUAUUCCAAGCAGCACGUACCUCACUCUCCGCAUGCAAGCGGAACUAGCCUAUCAUCCCCGGUAUGACUUAUGCCAAAUUAGAGCCGUUGGUUUCUCUAUUGGAUGCACAAGAACGGAUAUGUCUCCCAACUCUCAGCAAUGA
Messenger RNA from Microdochium trichocladiopsis, 402 nucleotides. RefSeq lists its product as uncharacterized. Bases 1 to 402 code for a protein of 133 amino acids. Lineage: Eukaryota; Fungi; Ascomycota; Sordariomycetes; Xylariales; Microdochiaceae. The record is from RefSeq and is a predicted model, not a curated record. The transcript has a single exon.